GUGAAUAUUAGGACACAGUGGGUCUGUGGACAGGUUGGUUUCUCCGGAGGCGACAUUGUAAAAAACGCAAGCCGAGAGAGGUGAUGCCUCCACCGGCCAAGAACUGAGGGCAGACCCGGUGUUUGGCUUGGAAAUGGGGAGUCUGGCCGGAGCUGUCAGAACCACGCCUAUAGGGGCCCACAAUUGGUCCAGAAAGCGUAAAAUCAGCAAUCAAAGGGGCUUGGUUCAUUAGUGUUGGGGAUGGAGGCAGGAAGGACAUGUGAGAUAGUCACAGAUCUGCAGUGAACGAGGCCACAUCUCUCCAGUCAGUGUGGGAUGACUGAAGCAGAGAAACAGCUUAUUUCUCUGAGAGACACACAGCGCAGCCGGGCUCUGCCUUCACAGCGCCGCUUCUACUGAGGGACUCGGCGGACGAACCAAAGGAAAAAAAAGCACAUCAACAGCAACUCUGGGCUAUUUUCUUCACCCUGACAACACGCUGUGUGUUUGACAAGGCGCUGCACUCUUCUUGUACCGCCUCACAGAAACUAAGUGCUCGCGAAGCGCGGACCUACACUGGCUCUGGGUUGGGGGAGAUACCACUAAAAUAUCCAAUAUUUCACUUCGGUUUUUGUGGAUGCACCGAUGAGAGAUCCAGUUUUUACAGGGACUGCAAUGGCUUAUCACCCUUUCCACGCUCACCGGCCGACCGACUUCCCCAUGUCCGCCUUUCUAGCGGCCGCGCAGCCUUCCUUCUUCCCGGCGCUCAGCCUGCCUCCCGGGGCGCUCACCAAGCCCAUCCCGGACCACGGCUUGGCCGGGGCGGCGGAGGCUGGGCUCCACCCGGCCCUUAGCCACCAUCAGGCGGCUCAUCUUCGCAGCAUGAAAAGCCUGGAACCCGAGGAAGAAGUGGACGACGACCCAAAAGUUACACUGGAAGCCAAGGAUCUUUGGGACCAGUUUCAUAAACUCGGGACGGAGAUGGUUAUUACCAAGUCCGGAAGGAGGAUGUUCCCUCCGUUCAAAGUGAGAAUAAACGGGCUCGAUAAAAAAGCCAAAUACAUCCUACUGAUGGACAUCGUGGCGGCGGACGACUGCCGCUACAAGUUCCAUAACUCCCGCUGGAUGGUGGCAGGCAAGGCCGACCCGGAGAUGCCCAAGAGGAUGUAUAUCCAUCCGGACAGCCCGGCCACUGGCGAGCAGUGGAUGGCCAAGCCUGUUGCUUUCCAUAAACUCAAACUGACCAACAACAUCUCGGACAAACACGGAUUUGUCCAGACUAUCUUGAACUCCAUGCACAAGUACCAGCCGAGGUUCCACAUAGUGCGGGCCAACGACAUCCUGAAGCUCCCCUACAGCACCUUCAGGACCUACGUCUUCCCGGAGACGGAGUUCGUGGCUGUGACAGCGUACCAGAACGACAAGAUAACGCAGCUGAAGAUUGACAACAACCCUUUUGCGAAAGGAUUCAGAGACACGGGGAAUGGAAGGAGAGAGAAAAGAAAACAACUGACCAUGCCUUCGCUGCGGAUGUACGAGGACCAGUGCAAGGCGGACAGGGAGGGGGCGGAUUCGGACGCAUCGUCCAGCGAGGCUCCGGCCGGCAGGGACACCGUUCACUCCCCGCUGGGAACUGGUACGAGUCCUCUGAGGUUCAGCAGGGCCAGUCGAGAUGACAAAACAUGCACUGACAGCGAGCAGGAGCUGGAGAAUCACGACGAGCGCUGCACCGCCUCCAACAGCCCAGGACCUGAACCUGUGUCCCCCUACAGCUCCAGGUGUGAGGAGCGUGUGAGGGAACGGCCCAGCGCCGAAAAGAAGGACGACUCCAUAUUCAGUAUAAGGAACCUUGAGAAGGACAAAGCAGAGAGCAGGCACAGGAAAGACACCGCUGAUGUCUUGACAAAGGACUCGGAGGCUGGAGGCAUUAGUGCCAGUAAGGAGGCCUUCUCCCCUCUCAUGGUCCAAACCGAGAGCCCCUCGCACUUCAGCCCAAGCCAUUUACAAAGCCUGGCUCUGUCUGGCUUGCACAGUCAGCAGUUCUUUAACCCUCUGAACGCCGGAUCGCCACUGUUGUUUCACCCUGGGCAGUUUGCCAUGGCCCCUGGAGCCUUCUCUGCUAUGGGCAUGGGGCAUCUAUUGGCCUCUGUAUCCGGAGCAAGUGGUUUGGAAAACGGCAGCCUCUCCGGCCAGGGCACAGGAGGAACCCCUAACCCCUUCCCCUUCCAUCUGUCCCAGCACAUGCUAGCCUCUCAGGGCAUCCCCAUGCCACCUUUUGGAGGUCUUUUUCCGUACCCCUACACCUACAUGGCGGCGGCUGCAGCAGCGGCCUCGGCCUCGGCCCUCCCAGCUACCAGCACCUCAAGCCCCCUUUCUAGGAACCCCUUCCUGGGCUCUUCCCGGCCGCGGCUCCGCUUCAACCCCUACCAGCUCCCGGUGUCACUGCCCCAGACCUCCAGCCUGCUCACCACUGGCCUGCCAGGAAGCCUCAACCCAAGCUCAGAAUCCUCCAAACCGGGAAGCAGGGAGACAAGCCCAGCCCCGGAGCACCACAGCAACCACAAGACAGGAGGCUUGAGUGGAAGGGCUGUAUCUCCCAAAACCUCCAUUAAGGACUCUGUGAACGAGCUGCAGAGCAUCCAGAGACUGGUGAGCGGCCUGGAGGGCCAGAGGGAGCCCUCCCCAAAUGCAGACUCUCCCAAGUGAUUAGGACACUCUGCUAUGGAUGAACACUUGGCUUGAAUACCAGAGGACUAUAAGUGCAUAUGUCCUGUACAGCACAUCACAGAGACUGGGAUGAGGGUUUGACCGACGAGGGUUGAUGAAGGCCAAUUACUAAUAUCUUUCGGAACAAAGCUGCAGGUAGACAGAAAUGUAGUCUAUAUAAUUAUAUUUAUCCUUUGUAAAUUCAUAAGUAUUGAAGGUUUCCUCCAGAGCUGACCUGUCUGAAAGGGUUGAAAGCCUGUCAGACAUUUCCACCAUCAUCAGGACCGACGCAGAAUCCCACUGUUCUGGGGGUUAGCAGCUCGUGAAGGCGGGUUAACAGCCCAAGAACCUCUGGAAAACAUUUCUGCGUUCAUUCAAUAAAAAUAAAAAAAUAAAAAUCAAUUUAGAAACAAUAAUAAGUUAAUAAAUAAAAUGUGCAAAGAAGAUGGAAACAAUUUAGUCGAUAAAACACUAAAGAAACAUAAAAUGUUAUUAAGUUAAAAGAAACUCCAACCACUUAAGUUCAAAGAUGUGUUACAGAGAGUAUUCCAGACAUUAUAAGAAUAUAAUGAGUCAAACGUUAUGAUAUCAUUGUCAGAGGCACCACGCAAGGCCAGUAUCGGCCCCAUAUAUCGGUCUAACCUGCCUGAGAGCAUGCAGCUCCACGGAGUGCGCGGCGCACUGUGUGUGCUGAGUUCUAACUUGAAGCAUGUGAGCAUCCAGGUCCGGUGUUUUUUUUUUUUUGUUUGUUUUUUUUUUUGUUUUUGUUUUUUUAAAGUAAAGUCCUGAACAGAAAACUCACAACGCCACGACAGGCAGGUCUGAUCAUUUCAAAAGGGAUGGAAGAUGAACGUUCCGUCUCCGAGGGGCAGACAGAAAGAGACGCUUAUCAUUUCAUGCCAGACAAAAUCUUUCUGAACUAUUUAUGUAAUUAAAAAAAAAAAAAAAUCUGUAAAUAAAGCUAAGAUCCAAGAAUAUGCAAUUGGUAUUAAUUUAUUCAAGGCUGUAUAUGAGCGUGUAUAUAUUUCGAAAUGAACUCCCCCCUCCCCCUCCCUUCUUAUCCUCCUCUUCCUCCUCCACCCCAAUUUUACAUAAACAUAUACUGUAAAUGAAAGCUAUUUAGCGCUUGUUGGUUUGAAAAAAAAAGAAACUGUGUAUGAAGCAUCGCUGAUUUUUUUUUAGGAGACGUGUGUGCCAUGUUUUAGUCUGCAUCAUCCACGACAAAUAGAGAGGAACAGAGAAAGAGCUCCACAUGGAUUCAAAAAAAAAAACACCUCAGGUUAUUUCACUCCAGCCAGGAGACAUUCAAAGCAAUUCCUCCAAUGGGCGCAUCAUUCAUAUCUAUUCAUAAAUAUAUUUAAAGAUGGAAGUAUCUUGUUUAUGCUGGUUGUCCGGGUAUUUUAUUUUUAUUUUUAUUUUUUUUUUUCGUUUUCGGGAUUUUUUUUGAUUGUCUCACAAUUUCAAUAAAAAAUUGUUGUGCUGAAA
Molecule: messenger RNA, 4170 nt
Organism: Mugil cephalus (flathead mullet)
Lineage: Eukaryota; Metazoa; Chordata; Actinopteri; Mugiliformes; Mugilidae
Gene: tbx2b
Product: T-box transcription factor 2b
Exons: 8
Coding region: 625-2685 (686 amino acids)
Biological process (GO): positive regulation of DNA-templated transcription; regulation of transcription by RNA polymerase II; cell fate specification
Cellular component (GO): nucleus
Molecular function (GO): DNA-binding transcription factor activity, RNA polymerase II-specific; RNA polymerase II cis-regulatory region sequence-specific DNA binding
Source: RefSeq, a predicted model, not a curated record